This is a messenger RNA of Sapajus apella (tufted capuchin), 5533 nucleotides long. RefSeq names its product olfactory receptor 10J5. Bases 2368 to 3294 code for a protein of 308 amino acids. Gene Ontology annotation, molecular function: olfactory receptor activity; G protein-coupled receptor activity. The transcript has a single exon. Gene Ontology annotation, cellular component: membrane. Gene Ontology annotation, biological process: G protein-coupled receptor signaling pathway. NCBI's taxonomy places the organism in Eukaryota, Metazoa, Chordata, Mammalia, Primates, Cebidae. The record is from RefSeq and is a predicted model, not a curated record.
UCGCCCUCCCAAAGUGCUGGGAUUACAGAUGUGAGCCAUUGUGACUGCCUAAGCAUUUUCAUUUUUCUAAUGAUAUCUUUUGAAGAUUAGAAGCUUUUGAUUUUGAUAAAGUAUGUGAUUUUGUUCUUUUAUGGAUUAUGCUUUUUGUUUUAUAUCUAAGAAAUCUUUGCUCAUUUCAAGGUAUUGAAGAUUUUAUUCCUUAUUUUUUGUCUGGAAUUUGUAUAGCUUUAUCUUUUAUAUACAUAUCUAUGAUUCAUUCUAAAUAUUUUUUGUGUGUGUAUGACAUGAUCUAAGGUUUGAGGCUUAUUUUUCCCAUACAGACAUUUAUGUGAUCUAGCAACAUUUGUUGAAAAGACUGUCACUGAGAUACCUUAGCACAUUAUCAGAAAUCAGUGGCCGUAUAUAUGUGAGUCCACUUUUGGACUCUCCAUUUUAUUCUGCUACCUGCACUUGCAUCGAUAGCAUACUAUCUUGAUUACCGUAGUCUUCAAAUGAAGUAGUGUAAGUUUUUCAACUUUGUGUUCCUUUCCUAAAAUUGUUUUAGCAUUCUUGGUCUUCUGCAGAUGCAUAUACAUUUUAGAAUGGGAAUAUGUUUUAUUGUUCUGGCUAGAUAAUUUGGUACCCUGGUCUUGAGUGGGUCAUUGUGAAUUCAGAAAUUAUACAAACAGAAGACAUAACUUUAAAGAAAAAGGCCACUGAAUGUGAUGUCAAAAUAGAGAUGGCUCUAAAAUGUUGACCCAUUAAUUGACAGGAAUAAUGACAAGCUCAUUAAAAAAGACAGAAAAAUUGAAAUGGAGAGCUUUUUAUGAAUAUAAAAAGGGUUAAUGUUUAGUUUACUUUCAAAAAUAUGAAAUUUAUUAUGAUUGCAAGAUACAUUAAUAGAGAAGUCAAGAGAGAGGUAAAUGGAGGCUUGGGAAAAAGACUGGUGAUGAAAAUAGAGAUUUGAGAGCAAUCAUCAUAGAAAUGAUAACAGAAAAAUUUGAGAGGAAGAAUGCAAAAAAAACACACACACAAGGGCCAAGGAUCGACCAGAGAAGAGCAUACAUAAUUAUGGUAGAGGGAGAAAGAGGAGAUUCAUGGAAGGUAAUGAAAUAAGUGCAGAGAAGAGAGAAAAGCAGUGUGGUGUCAUGGAAACCAAGGUCAGAGAAUGUUUCCAUGAGGUAGGAGUUUGAAGUGUCAAAGCAGACAAAGAUGAGAAAAAGAAGAAAAAGCAAAGUCCAGUGGCUUUAGCAAUGGAGAAUUAUUUGGUGACAUUUGAGCAAACAAUCUCAUGGGCAUGAACAUGCCAAAGCCAACCUGCAGGGAAAAAUGGGGAGUGGGAGAGAAAGGCUGCUUUAAUACUUCUGAAAAUAAAGGGAGAACAAUAAGAUGGUCACUAAAGAGAACCACAGGACCGGUUGUAUGCUCUCCAUACAUUUUAUAUAUGCUUGCUUUUUGACAAAAGGGACAAGUGCCUCUGCUUCUCAGAAUUGUCUGUUCACCAUCUUUUAAAAAAUAGAUAAGCUAGUUGGGCUUCAGAUAGCUGCAGAUUUCUCUCUCAUCUCUGGAGUCAUUCCUAUACCUCAAGUUGUCCAGUCCUUUAUGAUGACAGUGGCAACUACACAAUGUUUUUUGUCACAGCUCUGUCUUCCUGACUUCACUCAAAAGGCCUACUGGAAUCAGCAAAAAAGAAAAAAAGAAAAAAAAAGAUUUCUUUGGUAGGGCUUGAGUCAUCAAUUUUAGUGGAGAGAUAACGGCAGAAGUCAUGUUGCAGUUGUUCUGUUUUGAGAGUAUAAUAACAUAUUUGGACCACAUCACCUCUCCAAAAUCAAGUUUCUAUAUUCAUAAUUCAACUGAAAUGCUGUGUAAAAGCUCCUCAGUGACCUUGUUAUGAAACCCAGUGGCCACUUCACAAAAUUUUCCAUCUUCAAAUAUUUCGAACUACUAUAUUAUUUUUUUUCACAAGACUUUCAUCUUUAUGGUUUUCUUGACAGGCACUUCACCAGAGUCCUCCUUGUUAAGAGGGUUUAAAGACUGGGUAUUGCUAUCGGUUGAAAUAUAGAGCAUGGCUUUCUCCUUGCUGUCCUUUUCCCUUCCUAACAUCACUCUAAUACCUGUGAGGUGAGCAUACAGGCAGAAGUCCUCUCCAUGCACAGGAAGUAGUUUGCUCUACAGUAACAAUGUUCAUACGUAUAAAGCCCCAAAGAGGCACAAGUAGGCUUCUCUCUUCAUGUGAGAGGACCCUGCAUGAGCAUUCUGAUUAAAAAGAAGGGAAUUCAAUCCAAUCUCAGUACAAUUAUCAGUGUUCUUUGUUUUAAAGUCCAAUUGCUGCUGAGAAUUUACUCCUUGUUGACUCCAUUUAUUGCUUUCAGACACUGAUAUAGCAGAAUGCAGAGAAAGAACUUCACAGAAGUGACAGAAUUCGUCUUCUUGGGAUUCUCUAGCUUUGGAAAGCAUCAGAUAACCCUCUUUGUGGUUUUCCUAACUGUCUACAUUUUAACUCUGGCUGGUAACAUCAUCACUGUGACUAUCAUCCACAUUGACCAUCAUCUCCACACUCCUAUGUAUUUCUUCCUAAGCAUGCUGGCCAGUUCAGAGACGGUGUACACACUGGUCAUUGUGCCACGAAUGCUUUCCAGCCUCAUUUUUCAUAACCAGCCUAUCUCCUUGGCAGGCUGUGCAACCCAAAUGUUCUUUUUUGUUAUCUUGGCCACUAAUAAUUGCUUCCUGCUUACUGCAAUGGGUUAUGACCGCUAUGUAGCCAUCUGCAGGCCCCUGAGGUACACUGUCAUCAUGAGCAAGGGACUGUAUGCCCAGCUGGUGUGUGGGUCCUUUGGCACUGGUCUGGCUAUGGCAGUUCUCCAUGUGACAGCCAUGUUCAAUUUGCCCUUCUGUGGCAUAGUAGUGGACCACUUCUUUUGUGAUAUUUACCCAGUCAUGAAACUUUCUUGCACUGAUACCACUAUCAAUGAGAUAAUCAAUUAUGGUGUAAGUUCAUUUGUGAUUUUCAUGCCCAUAGGCCUAAUAUUUAUCUCCUAUGUCCUCAUCAUCUCUUCCAUCCUUAAAAUUGCCUCAUCCGAGGGCUGGAAGAAGACCUUCGCCACCUGUGCCUCCCACCUCACUGUGGUCAUUGUCCACUAUGGCUGUGCCUCCAUUGCCUACCUCAAGCCCAAGUCAGAAAGUUCAUUAGAAAAAGACCUUCUUCUUUCCAUGACAUAUACCAUCAUCACUCCCCUUCUCAACCCUGUUGUUUACAGUCUGAGAAACAAGGAGUUCAAGGAUGCCCUAUGCAGAAUUGUGGGCAGAAAUAUUUAACAGAUUGGAUAAUUUCAUCAAGAGACUGUUAGCCCAGUGAGUGUGUCUACUUGCAAACAUGCCACAAUACACACAUUCGUCAAAUGUAAUAUUUGUUGAGAAUACUGUCAGAGAAUUAGAAAUGCUUUUCUUUUUUAUGUUCUAGAGAUGGCAGAAAGCAGGAUUUCUGCUCUGGUGAAUUUUGUUACCAGAUACAAGAAUCACUCCAAGCUGGAUUAAGACUACUUGUUUCUGUGGUUGAAGAUUUCAGUUUUGAAAGCUUUUUGGCUUGCAUUUUACUUCAACUCUCUGACAGUCAAAUCUUUGACCUAGUCUGGUUAAGGGAAGUGGAGAAUAGGCAGUGGGAACAUAGGUGGCAGGGAUUUUAGGAAAAUAAGCUUCAGAGACACCAACUUUUAUUUCUCUCUGCUUAUAUAAAAAAGGAAGCUUUCAUUCUCAGGAGUCAAAUAAUAUUCCAGGUGAUAGUCAUUUUAUGAUGAUAUCUUAAUUCUUACUGAUUGAAAAAUGAACAGUUUUGAAAAAAGUCUCUUCUUUUAUUAUCCAGCUAUAUUUGCUCCUCAAAUAGAGUUCAUUUCUAAGUGUAUUCUUUUCCAUCUGUGCAAUCAAGGCAGAAAUCUCUGCUGUUCCCUGGGGAUAAGCAGAAAGAAGACAUACUGGUGGCUUUUCUCUAAAACUAUGUUUUUAUCCAGAUGCACUUUUCAUAAAGACUCAUCUGUUUUCAACCUAUGGUAGCUUUUUAGAUUUUUAAUUUAUAUGUAGUAGCUUCGAUGACAUUGAAGUUGUCUUAGAUAUUGGUUGUACUAAUUCUAGAGUCCAAGGUAAAUACCAUUAACUUCCAUUCUCUUGGCAAACUGUGCAAACUUCAUGCUUCUCCAGAUAUGUGUUUGUAAAAUAAGCAUAACUAUGCUACAUUAUUGUAUAUUGUCCAUGGGAAACAUUGUGGGAAUAUUUUGUUUUAUGACUCUUCCCACCAGAGUUUAUCUUUACCCUGAGACAGAGCUGGAAGAUACUUCCUAAGAGACACAGGUAUGGAAACAUCUGCUUUCACACACUCAGGACAUCUAUUGUUUUUCCAUCCUCAAGUCAGUUCCUAUCUCUUACUUCCCAGUUUUAUUUUUCUGUUCCUGACCACAGAAAUAGGGUUAAGUAUCUUCUAGGUGACCUGUGAACUUCUCUUUUUUCUACAGAUCCUUCUGUGAGGAGAUCACAAACUGGAGGUGAAGGGUCACUCCACAGUGUCCCCUUGAUUUGGCUGUCCCACUCGGAUAACAUCAUAGCUGAUAGCAGGGUCUCCCUACUGGCCAGCCACAUAUCCUUCUCAAAAGGUGUCUAAACCUGGGGUUCAUAGUUUUUAGGGGAUGCCUUGGUGGGUGUCAGAGGGUUUUUAAACUUUUUCGAAAUUAUCCACCACAUUUUUAAUGUAAGUGUUAAUGUGACUUUUUCAUCGUAUUCUUAAAGAAUUUACUCUGGCAUAAGUAUUUCUUCCCUCAAAUCCAAGCAGACAUAUGAGACCAGAUCCAACUUUCUUUCUUCAUAGAUCAUUUACUUCCACAGUAUCCUUACAUCUUCUUGAAGAAGGGUUCUUUGGCCUGGUCCAGUUUUGCCUAUACGGGCAUUGCUAUUCUUAUACUAGUUAGAGAAUAUGGAAGGUAUGGGUGAUUCUCAGCUUGGAGGUUGAGGAAUAAUGGGUUAUAGGGGAUAUCAGAGGGCAAGCGUGGUCUUUAUUGAAAGUUUUCCUGUCUUCCUCCAUCCCUUCCUGUAUUCCCUAAGUGUUUCCAAAUCGUUGCUGCUCCUCCAACACUUCAUGGAUGAAUAAAUCCCCACUAGUGUUAGUUGUUUUACAUACUUUGCAUGGAUUUAGACUCACUAGAGAAAGGAGCAUCUACAGGCAAAGUGCAAUAGUAUAAGAAUGGGUAGGUCUAUUUGAUCACAGAUCCCUCCUGGAGGAUGAAUUAGAAAGAGUGAGUCAUUUUAUUGCUGCUUUUAUUGUCUAUGCAAAAUGCUUAUAUUGAUAGCUAAUGUGGCAGUUAUUUUCACUAUCUCAAUUGUUUUUUUGUUGUUAUUAUCAUCUUAAUUACUCCCCAAUGUCUCACUGUACCCAUACUCCUUUAUUUUUCUUCUUUUGUACAUUUCAAAUACUUUCAUUCUUUUAAUAUGUUUUUUGUUAAGCCAUUUUAUUCACCAGAAAAAUGCUAUGCUCAUAAUAUCACUUACUUAUUAAAUCUAUGUACCUUUUUAA